This is a messenger RNA of Ixodes scapularis (black-legged tick), 1680 nucleotides long. RefSeq names its product FUN14 domain-containing protein 1. The record is from RefSeq and is a predicted model, not a curated record. Lineage: Eukaryota; Metazoa; Arthropoda; Arachnida; Ixodida; Ixodidae. Bases 169 to 594 code for a protein of 141 amino acids. The transcript has 6 exons. Gene Ontology annotation, biological process: autophagy of mitochondrion. Gene Ontology annotation, cellular component: mitochondrial outer membrane.
UCGGUUCACAAGUCGACCAAGUCGGGCUAGUGAACGAAGAACUGGAAGAGCGUUGGAAGUGGUGAAGUGCGUGCUCCCGUGUUGACGCAGUAACUUUCGAAGUUGUUUCGGCGAAACGAACGAAGUUCCUCAGACUUGCGGCCUCGGUGACACGGCACAGGCGUCGGCAUGAAACCAAAGACCCUGGAUGACCUGAAGGAGAAGCUACAGUUCCGGUCUUCGGGGAACAAACCGGACUCGUGGCCCGUGAGCUUUUUCCGAGACCUCACCAAGGCCUCGCCUGCCAAGCAGCUCACCGUGGGAGGCGUGUCUGGGUGGUGCGUUGGAUUUGUGUUCACGAAGGCCGGCAAGGUGGCUGCAACGGCCAUUGGAGGGAGCCUGCUGCUUUUCCAGAUAGCGCAGCACCAGGGCUAUGUGAAGGUGAACUGGACCCGGCUAAACAAGGACAUGCAGCAGGCCAAGAAUGAGCUUGCCAGGAGGGCCAACAGCAAGCUGCCCAGAAUCGUCGAGGAGGCAAGAAAGUUCGUCCAGGACAACAUCUUUCUUGCCACGGGCUUCCUGGGAGGAUUCCUCCUUGGCAUGGCCUCCUCCUGAUCUGCCUGCCUCCACGCUGCUCACGUGCGACACUCCUGUAGAUACUAAGACCCCUUCCCCAGCUGGUCGUCGUCUUUUCUUCUCACGUUUGGAUCUACUGGCAGAAAAUAUCUCUGCCCUUUCAAGUGAGGUGUCUUAGGACUCAUUUGGACGAAAACCAUAAACACGGAGGUAACACACACUGGAUGCUGUAUGCACGCCUCAGUGACUUGCUACAGUCUUCAAAGCGACGGACCUCGAUGCCGUUGCGUUGCCUGACACGACGGUCAAACAAUCGCAGGCACCCCAAAGAAGGCCACUUGUCUGCUUUUUCCCGGAGUGUGCAGAGAUCAAACCAUGGUGAGCUUACGAACCCAGUGAACGACAAUGCCCAGAAAAACAUGGACUUUCAACUUUAGUCCGUAUUGGAAUAGGUGUCGGGCCCAAUGUCGGUCGCAGUGCAGUAUUCCCUUUCUUUUUGGUCUCGUCAUUUGCUGGGCUCCCUCUGUAGGCUGGAAUGAAUCGCACUGCGUGCUAUGCAGGAAACUAGACUGGCAGCCCUUUUAGCUUUGCAUCUUUUUCCUGGAAAGAUAUGCGGAUACAGAUUCGAGCAAAAACAUAUAUGCGCAUGCCCAGGCUUUUGAACUGCACUCUCGCAGGCAGUUGUCACAGAACACGGCUAACCUUAGCCGUAUCUAAUAAACUGCAGGAUAAAUGUUCAGGUGAGGGACCUUGUAUAGACACUGCUAUGGUUCAGGUCCUUUCUUUUUGCGCCCAGAACAUGCCUGGAGUCUGCCGAUAACAGACUCGCAAAAGUAUGCCUUUGUGCUUUUUUUUUUAAUAUAAACAUAUAUACAUAAACAAGGUAGGGGAAUGUUGCUUAGUAUGAAAUUAUGAAAAAAGAAAGGAGCAGUGCUACAUUUUUAGCUAGCGGUGCAACGUUGGCCGUAAAUAAGCACUCUUUUGCAGCACUGUUCUGGUUUGAUGUACCUGCAAGCUACUGACAGGAUUGUCGAUGAACGGUUUAAUGUGUCCUGUGUUUAUGGCAGCCGUUUCAUCGUUCCUUAUUUACUGUGUAUUGCUGUAAACAAUAAAGUUUCAACAAGA